CCAGCGUGCCCAUGUCAGGGGUUACUGGGCCUGGCCACAGCCAGUGACGUUUCAGAUGUUUAUUACUGCGAUGGAAGGGAUUGAGGACAUUUCUUUUAGUCCUCUGUUUUGGGGAUACGCCUGGUGCCUGCUACAUGGAAAGCGUACCGAGAAGUCGAUCGUGGGGACAGGUAUGGGUUGCACGGCACAGCACUGUCUAGGACCGCCAGCCGGGGUCCACGCGACAGCCCGGAAGAGAACACACACCAAAGCACUGCCACGCAGGCAGAGCCCGCCGCUCCUGGCACCGACCUCGGCAGACGAGACGCGUCCCGCCUCUUAGAUGUGCGCACGCGUGUACUCUAACUUCCGUCCUCCGUUGAGCAUUAAGUGCAACCCUCGACCGGAACCGGAAGUGGACCCCCAAGUCAGGAGGAAGAAGCCGGCGCGGCCCUGUCAGCAGCCGGCCGCGGCUGUUCUGAAGGACGGUGGCCGCGCUCCCGUAAGCGGGUCUGGGGUCCAGCCGGCGGCCCGAAGGCGCGGCGCCAUGAAGCUGUACAGCCUCAGCGUCCUUUACAAAGGCGACCCCAAAGCGGUGCUGCUCAAAGCCGCGUACGACGUGUCUUCCUUCAGUUUCUUCCAGAGGUCCAGUGUUCAGGAAUUCAUGACCUUUACCAGUCAGCUGAUUGUGGAACGCUCAACAAAAGGCAGCAGAGCCUCUGUCAAGGAACAAGAGUAUCUUUGCCAUGUCUACGUCCGGAGUGACAGUCUUGCAGGUGUGGUCAUUGCUGACAGUGAAUACCCUUCGAGAGUGGCCUUUACCUUGCUGGAGAAGGUACUAGAUGAAUUCUCCAAGCAGGUCGAUAGGAUAGACUGGCCAGUAGGGUCACCUGAUACAAUCCAGUACACAGCCCUGGAUGGUCACCUUAGCAGAUACCAGCAUAACACCAUGGAGUCUUUGUUAGAGCGAGGCGAGAAGCUUGAUGACCUGGUAUCCAAAUCAGAAGUACUGGGAACACAGUCGAAAGCCUUCUAUAAGACUGCCCGGAAACAAAACUCAUGCUGUGCAAUCAUGUGAUGUGGCCCACAGAGGCAGGCGCUGGAUCGUCGCGUCACAUCAGAGCUGCAGCUCCUGCAGAUGAAGCGAUGCCUGAAGAUGUGGAGCCAGGCAGACUGGCUGUUUUUAUUUUGAUGUUCUCAAGAGGAACGGAGGGAUGACUUAAGGGUGGGAACAUUGACGUUCACAUGUGUGGCUGUGACUUCGGGAAAGAAUUUGAGGUCCUCAAACAUGUAAUGUUGGGAAAAUGAAACCAUAAACUCUAAGUGGCUCUUAUAGGUGCUGAAGGGCUUAUUCUCAGCUAACCCUGAAAGGCUCUGUGGGAGGGAAUCUUUCUCCUUAGGAUUUCAUUUGUGCAUUAACGAUAUUAACUCUCCAGUGAAUGGGGUGGGGGGAGGGGGUCUCGGGUGAUAGGGCUGGGUGGGCAGAGUUUGAACACUCCAGAAUUCUAGUCUCUUGCACUGUGGGGGCUGGGAGAAGCUCACCAUGAGUGAGGACUGUCAACGUGGUCACUGGAUCCCUCUGUUUGACUUAACUGUCUGCUAGAAUUGGCAUCUGCCAGGAACAGGGCCCAUCCUAAGUACCUUCGUCCAGUGCCACAAACUUGUGGGAGGUACUUAGAAUGGGCUAGAAGGGCAAGAUGUGUGAGUUGUGGUUUUAUCAGCCAGCAGACUGUUCAGACUGGGGCUGCUCUGGUGUCGGGAGGGUCAGCUGGGAGUGUCCAUCUUCAAGGGAAGACGCAGACACAGGUGCCCUCAGCUGUCCAGUGUGGAGGCACACGCGCCGUGACUUGCAGUUGGACUUUGACAUUAAGAUUGAAAUAGUGGGUGCUGUCAUCUCUCAAAGCUGGUUUUCUUUGUCUCUGUCUACAAGGCUGUUUUGGCAACUGCUUGGGGCCUACAUGUUUGAGCAAGUCAUUUCUGUGGGUACCAGGGACAGGUGCCAGCAGCCCGUAGGGUCCCAGCACCCAACUGUGUUCUGUCCAGCUCUGGCUUACAGCCCCUUCCCAAUCAGAGACAGCCACAGGGUAGAUGUUGACAGGUUGGUCUGAGCUAGCACCCACUGCCAGCACAAUCUGUGUGGUGAGCCCAGGAUGUGCUGGGUCCCACAUUGCCUCUUCCUGUUCUGCUGUGCACAGAGUAUGUCAUGAGAGCCUGUCUCCCCAGAAGCAACCGCUGGGAUGCUAGCCUCCAUGAGUUUUGAGCCAGAGUUGUCUUACUCUGAUGAUCCCUGCCCUGAGCCUGUUGAGCAACCCUCAAGAGUGUCCGUAUGGGGAGGGGGUGUCUACUAUGGCUUUCAAAAUCCUUACUUAUAGUAUAUCUGCCUAUUGCUCUGGGUACUGCUAGCCAAAGGGCUCAGGCUCCCCCCUGGAGUGGCCUGCCCGUGUCAUUUCCUGCUGUCACAGACUCCCCGUCCCAGGGUCCUGGUCAGCACAGAUCCGGUCUGUUGCUGGCACUCGAGGUGGAGUAAUUGGCCUGGGUACUCCUGUUUUCUUGCUCUGGAGGGUGCUGGGGAAGGGGGGUGGAGGCAGACAUUUAUGGGAAAGAGGCAACUUUCACCUUUAUGGCUGUCCUACCAGUAUCACUCGCCCUUCAAUGGAGAAUUGCCAUGUGUUUCCUGUCCCUCCCCCCCAUUAUAUUCUAAUGUUAAAUCACUUGGCAAAGUGUAUUUUAAUAAUGCCUAAUUUCUCUGUUCUGUUUGAAGGUUUCUGUCUAUAUAAAAUUGUCUUUUGAAAUUCCAA
Microtus ochrogaster (prairie vole) is the source of this 2777-nucleotide messenger RNA. It is a transcript of the gene Ykt6, whose product is annotated as YKT6 vesicular SNARE protein. Lineage: Eukaryota; Metazoa; Chordata; Mammalia; Rodentia; Cricetidae. Gene Ontology annotation, cellular component: Golgi apparatus. The record is from RefSeq and is a predicted model, not a curated record. Gene Ontology annotation, biological process: endoplasmic reticulum to Golgi vesicle-mediated transport. Gene Ontology annotation, molecular function: SNAP receptor activity.